Messenger RNA from Gadus macrocephalus (Pacific cod), 3554 nucleotides. Its product is annotated as adhesion G protein-coupled receptor A3. Gene Ontology annotation, biological process: cell surface receptor signaling pathway. Gene Ontology annotation, molecular function: G protein-coupled receptor activity; protein binding. Lineage: Eukaryota; Metazoa; Chordata; Actinopteri; Gadiformes; Gadidae. The transcript is spliced from 18 exons. The record is from RefSeq and is a predicted model, not a curated record. Gene Ontology annotation, cellular component: postsynaptic density; plasma membrane; glutamatergic synapse. Bases 612 to 3554 code for a protein of 980 amino acids.
CUGCUAUAGUUAGCAGCCUAUCCAGGACCUGGCGGGGUGGGACCUCCGCUGCUCCCACGCCAAGCCGGCUGCCGGACAAUCCCCACUAACAAGUCCAGGGGCGACGAGACGAGCAGAUGGAGAGACUCGACAACCUGUUGACAACACCAUGACAUAGAACUACAGCUCCCAAGAUAAGCCCAUUCACUUUUUUUUGAUUUACGUUUAUUAUAAGUGCGCUGUCUGUGUACGCCGCCCCUCUGGGAGGAGGAACGUGUCGGUCCUGACAAGUUAAGUUUUCAAAGCUUCUUACCGCGAAAGUGAAACAGCGGUGUGUGACAUGUUGUUUUCCCACACGAGUUCUGCAGCAGCCUACUGUACCGGACAAACUUGGAAGGAUUCAAACUCGGAAAUAAAAAAAGAAACGAAUGGAGAAGAUGACACAUGCGAAGUUGUUCUCGAAGCCCGCUCUUGCCAACGCUCGUUGGGUUCAAUGGAAAAGUGAAGUUUGGACGCUUCGCCACAAUACGGAGAGCAGCAGGUGACGCGGACCCGUGCAGCGGCAGAAGCAGCCCCGCUGAAAGACUCCGGGCUGUACCGUCACCAGCGGUUUCACAAAAGGGACCAGUGAAAUGGUUUCGAGUUGUCAUACAAACUUGGAAAGACAUAACUUAAAGGGGACCUUUUUUUUUUGGUCUUUGAUUCUUCAACGACAACAAACCAACAUGCAACUGUUGAGUUUACUGUGUGUCAUGGUUGCGUUUUGGAAGUCGUGCUUGACCAACAGGAGCUGUCCGGAUCUGAUCAUUGACAGCUGUCACUGCCCCGCUGAGAGGUCAAAGCAAUUAAGCAGACUUCCGGUUCGCAUCAAAGUGGUGUGUGAUGAUGUGGAGUUAAUGGAUACAUUACAGCCCAGCUUUCUGCCGAACCAAACUGUCGCCCUGAUCCUGAGCAACAACAAGAUCUCCCUCCUGAGGAACGGCUCCUUCUACGGGCUGGCUGCGCUGGAGAAGCUGGACUUGAGGAAUAAUUUGAUAAGCACAGUGGAGCCGGGGGCUUUCCGAGGUCUAGUGGCUUUGAAGAAACUGGACCUCUCCAACAACAGGAUCGGCUGCCUCUCCGCCGAGAUGUUCCUAGACCUGGGAGCCCUCUCCAAACUGAAUCUAUCUGGAAAUAUUUUUUCCACGCUGACCGUGGGGCUGUUCUCUCACCUGGCUGCUCUCAAAGUGCUCCACCUGGCCUCCGAGACGCUGUACUGUGACUGCCAGCUGGAGUGGCUGCUCCUGUGGGCCAGGGCCAACGCGGUGAGGCUGGGGAACGACACCGUGUGCAGGUACCCCACCCACCUGCAUGGCCUGCAGCUCCGCCACCUCAGAGAGCAACAGCUCCGAUGCGACGGGGCCCUGGAGCUGCCCCUCUUCCAGCUGAUCCCCUCCCAGAGGCAGCUGGUGUUCCGGGGCGACCGGCUGCCCCUGCAGUGCACCGCCUCCUACCUGGAGCCCUCGGCUCAGCUGCACUGGAGCCACAACGGGCGCGCCGUGGCCACGCACGAGGAGCGCGCCAUCUACCUGGAGGACACGCUGCUGCACGACUGCUGCCUGCUCACCAGUGAGAUCUUCCUGUCCAACAUUGACGUGGGCGUAGCUGGCGUCUGGGAGUGCCAGGUGAUCAGUUCCCGUGGCAACAGGUCCCGUCAGAUGGAAAUUGUCGUGGUGGAGACGUCAGCCACGUACUGCGCAGCCGACAGAAUGAGCAACAACAAGGGGGACUUCAGGUGGCCGAAGACCCUGGCCGGCAUCCUGGCCUUCCUGCCCUGUGCCCCGUCUACGUUUGGCUCUGCGCCACACCUGGCCGGUCACGCCCCCGCCCGACACAACCCGCAUCGUCAGCAGCGUCCCCCGCCCCAGCGGGCGGCCCCCCGGCCAGAGAAGAAGGCGUGGCGGCGGUGCGACCGGGCCGGCCGCUGGGCCGAGGAGGACUACACCCAGUGCCCCUACGCCAGCGAGCUGACCCGCGCGCUGCACGAGAACACCCAGAUGACCAUCAACGGCAGUAACGCUAGGCCCUUGGGGCAGCAGUUGGUGGUGCUCACCAGCAGGGCGGCGCUGUUUACCGACGUAAUGGACGUCAUCUUCGUCACGCACCUGGUGGAGAGGCUCACCCGGCUGGCCGAGAAGCACAGAGAUCUGGGGGGCUACGUGUGGGACAUCGCCAGCAACAUGAUGCUGGUGGAGGAGCACGUCCUGUGGAUGGCACAGAACGAGGCGCGGGCCUGCACCCGCAUCGUCCAGUGUGUGGAGCGCAUCGCCGACAUGGCUCUGACCACGGACCACCAGGUCGUAUCCAAGGUGUCUGCGAACAUCGCCCUGGAGGCCAUCAGCGUGCGUCCGGCCUCCUCCCCGGGUCUGUCCUGCGUGGUGAUCCAGCAGGCCGUCUCCCCCUCCUCCUCCUCCUCCUCCUCCUCCGCCCCCCACGCCCCCCGCCCCAAUGGCAACCGUCGCCGCCAGCACUCUCAGCGGGACGUGGGCGACAGAGACCCGGACCCCGAGGAGGCGGCCGGCUCGCUGCUCAGCAUCCAAUGUCACGUGCUCAACGGAAGCAGUCUGCCCCCGCCGGCCAAUCAGCUGGGCAAGAACUCAGUGGCAGUCGCCUCGAUCCAUGUACCGCUGGCUGCUCCGCCUGUCUCCUCCGCGGUGCAAUCUGUUGAUAACUCCACUUGCAAUCUGCAGUUUAUUGUCUUUCGCAAUGGGAAACUCUUCCCUUGCACGGGGAAUUCGUCAAAUCUUGCAGAUGACGGGAAACGUAGGAGCGUUUCAACACCAGUUGCUUUCACCAAAUUAGAUGGGUGCAUCCUCGGAACCGCCGUGCAAUCCGUUACCAUUAAUCUCAGGCACUUCGCACUGGGUGUAGACCCCACUGCCGCCUACUGGGAUUUCGACCUACUCGAUGGGCACGGUGGUUGGCGGGCAGAGGGGUGCCACAUAACUGGCUCCGCGGGCAACACGACCACCAUUCAUUGCACUCAUCAUAAUAACUUUGCUGUGCUAAUGGAUCUGAAGAAGGUGCUGUCGUUCCCCCCGUACCCUGGGGAGUUUCUGCACCCGGUCGUGUAUGCCUGCACGGCGGUCAUGUUGCUCUGCCUCUUCGCCUCCAUCAUCACCUACAUUGUACACCACAGCGCGAUCCGCAUCAGUCGGAAAGGAUGGCACGUGCUUCUCAACUUCUGCUUCCACACGGCUCUGACCUUCGCUGUGUUUGCCGGUGGCAUCAAUCGAAUCAAAUACCCUAUCAUCUGUCAAGCAGUGGGCGUGGCACUCCACUACUCCACCCUCUCCACCAUGCUGUGGCUGGGGGUGACGGCCAGGAACAUCUACACGCAGGUGACCAAGAAGCCCCCCCAGAGCCAGGACGGAGCCCCGCCCCCCGCUCGCUCCCGCCAGCCCCUCCUUAGGGCUGUGUCCACAGGGCUGUGUCCACAGGGCUGUGUCCACAGGGCUGUGUCCACAGGGCUGUGUCCACAGGGCUGUGUCCACAGGGCGGCCUCGGGAGCCACAUGCCACCGUCACCCCUGCUAA